Messenger RNA from Motacilla alba alba, 4000 nucleotides. It is a transcript of the gene EDARADD, whose product is annotated as EDAR associated death domain. The record is from RefSeq and is a predicted model, not a curated record. Gene Ontology annotation, molecular function: protein binding. Gene Ontology annotation, biological process: signal transduction. Lineage: Eukaryota; Metazoa; Chordata; Aves; Passeriformes; Motacillidae. Bases 201 to 1433 code for a protein of 410 amino acids. The transcript has 7 exons.
CAUGGUAUUAUUGGAUGUGCCUGUAGUAUAAGAGGACAAAUUUUAAACAUCUGUGAGAAACCAGUGCAGUUUAUGAUUGUUGCUCUGCAGUACUUGCUCUUGUAAACUCUGUCUGUACACGCUGAGCAACCUGCAAAUGCACCUUAAGCCCUAAUGGAGACCGCCUUUCUCUGUCGGAAGGCGGUGAUUUAGGCUCCUACAUGUUGGCAAGAACAGGACAGCGAGCCCUUGAUUUCAUAUUGCCGAAGCAGCUCACUUUUAAAUCCGAGCUAGCGCAACUUGACGAGCAGAACGUGCACUCCGUAUCUGUGCUCCCAGCGAAACACGGCGUUUUCACUCAGGGGAGCGCCUCCCGCACGGAGGAUUUAACCCGACGUAUCCAAGGUAUUUCCCGCUGGCGAAUGCGGGCUCCUGGCAGACGCGCUUUCUACUCCGGCAGCCGUCGCGCCCGGGACGGCUCUGGGUGGGACCCACCUGCCUGGCCCCGUCCCUGCCGGGAGCGCCCUACCUGCGGCGGGGCGGCGCAGGAAGGGGGAGGCGCGGCGGGGCGGCGGUUCCGGGCACGUCGCGUUCCUCGCCGCGGGACCCGCCGCGCCCCAUGGCCGCUCCGCAGGACCCGCUGCCCCCAGAUUGGUCAUACUGGGUGGGCCCUGGCAGAGCUGUGGCAGCUGCUGAGCAGCGUGCAGGUGCUGCGUGACAGAAAUGAACCUCAGGAGCAAUCACUGAACCUGAUUUGUGUCUGUCCGAGUCAAUGUGCACAUGCUGAUUUAUGUCCGUCUGAGUCAACUCACUUGUGGCUCCCUGCAGAAGGGUGGGGAACAGAUCAUGCAGCAAAAGAGCCAGUGGAGGAUACAGAUCCAAGCACUCUUUCCUUAACAAUGACAGAAAAAUAUCCUGUCCAAGACACAGGAGUACCUAAAGAUGAGGAAUACCUAACAGACCAAGUUACUUUGGAAAUUGCAUCUGUGAACAUCAAGACCCUUACGUCAGAUUCUGGCCUAAUACAACAGCCAGAAGACAAAGACACACAAAACCAUACUGAUGAAUCGCUUUCAGAUCUCAAGAAAACCUGCAAGGAAAAUGUCACCUGCUCCUUGUGCUUAUUCCGUGCACCAACCAUCAGUGACAUGCUCAAUGAUGAGGACUUGUUGUACACAGUGAGGCUAAAGCUGGAUCCCUGCCAUCCAACAGUGAAAAACUGGAGAAAUUUAGCAAGCAAGUGGGGGAUGACUUAUGAUGAAUUGUGUUUCCUUGAACAAAAGCCCCAAAGUCCCACCUUGGAAUUCUUGCUACGGAAUAGUGACCGGACUGUGGAGCAGCUGAUUGAUCUCUGUAAAUUUUAUAAGAGAAUUGAUGUUGUGAAAGUGCUGCUGAAAUGGGUGGAGGAGGAAUGGCCCAAGAGAGGGAACAGAACUUACCAGAAUGACUUCUAGGUCAAAGAAAGUUGUUAGUCUGUACGUGUUAAAUGCUAGCUACCACUGAUACAUUGGAAGUUUCCCUUGCAAGAGAGAGAAAGCCUGUACUGAGGGUUUGUAUACUGUGUAAGCUUUAUCUACUGUAUACGCAAUGUAAGCUUUAUGCCCUCAGGGUUCCAAAGAUAACCUUCCAAAAGCGGAUGGAAUCAUCCAGGUUGAGUUCUUGACUUUGCAAAUACCUUCAGUUUCUUUGCUGCUGUUCACAACCUUCCUAAAUAGAAAAGGAAUGAAAAGGCCGGACCGCUUGUUUUACUGCAGCAGUUGUGAACCGUAUCAGUCGAGUGCUGUUGUUUUUGGGAAAGCCACAGUUAGAAGGCAAGUCUCUUGGCCUUACUGGUAGCUCUUCCACAGUUUUGUAUGUUCUACCUAGUAGAAUAUGAGGUGGAAUCUUUUUUCUUCCUUCUUAGUUGUUUUUAAGCUUUGUGGCACUGUUUUUGGCACAGGAACAACUCAGUGUUCCAGGCAGCAAUUUGGAUCUGAAUAUUACAAUUAACUGAAUAUUCAACAUCACGUUUGAGAAAAUUAAGUCUCUUAUGAACAAGAGUAGACAUUAAACAAUAACAGAUGUUAAACAAAAUAAUUACUCACAUGCUACUACAUCAUAGGCUAUAUAUUUACUCUAAGAGAAAUGCAAUUCAGAGAGACUUUUCAACCCAUAACCUUUAGGGGCCAAAAAAACCAAUUAAAAGGCUCUACGCUUAAAAUUACUUUCCAAAGGUUUAAAGAUGGUGUAGUCUGAGUGCAGGUAUCAAAUCCCUCUCACUUUGCAGUGUGAGAUGAUGGCGCUACAGGGUAUUGUUAGUAUUGACUGUAACUUCCCUUUUCACAGGCUGUGGUUUUCUUUACAGUUCUGUGGGUUGGCCUACUUUCUGUCCCACACCAAGGCAGUUGCCAUCUUGUGUGAAACUAGCACUAUAUAUUGAUUAAAGCCACUCUAAUGGAAAAUGAACAGCUGAAUUCACCUACAGCCCAUGUGGAUGGUUAUUAAAGCACUUACAGUGGUUUAGACUUAUUUUUUAAAGGAUUCUGAUUGUCUGAAUUACACUGUUUACAUUUAAAAUGUUUUAGAAUUGGCCUUUUUCCUACCAUUCUCCUGACAUCUCAGACAAUGUAGUGUGUACAUAGGUGUAUAUACCCAAGCACUGGUCAAGAUAUGGGGCAAAACUAGAACAGGGUGCAGGUUGAUACACUGUUUACUUUUCUCGAGUAGAAAUAGUAAGAAUUAGUAGUGAAGCUGAGGGAAGUGUAAUGCUGUAUGUUGAGUUUCUUACUGUAAGAGUUUGGAAAGGGACCUCUAGUAAUACUUUACUAUAAAUACUGAGUGAGAUGGUUACACAGGACCUAGAAGUAAAGACUAACAUUUUCAAGUCAGGCUCUUGUUCUGGACUGACAAAAAAAAUAGCUUUAUUUUAGAGACUUCAAGAAGCUGAAAGUCUUGUUUCAGGGUAAAGAAAUUGACCUACAUUUGAGGUUUGAAUUUUUAAUUUUUUUAGAAAAGACUGGAAUUUGUGAUGAAUUUUUUUAACCAUUCCUCAAAAAAAAAAAAAAAAAAAAAAAAGCUGCUACUCUUUAGAACUCUAGUUUUCUAGUUGUAUCUUAAGGAGAAAGUUUUACUGCUCUGCCUUGUUGGGGCCGGAGUUUAAGCUAAUGGUUCUCUUUCAAGAGUGGGUGUUUCCCAACAGAUGUCUGUCAGCUCAUAACCUUUGCAAAUAAUCUUCUGUCUUGAGUUAGAUGCUCUAGAUUCAGCUUUGGGGACUAUUGCUAUUGCUGAGCUGCCUGCUGCUUUCAGGUCCUGCAGAGGCAUCCACUGCCAAUGUGGAAUAGCUCAUAAUGCAGCUUGUCCAACAUAAUUCCCGUACCUUGGUCUAACUGCAUGCAGGAUUUAGGAUCAUAUCUCUGUGUGUUAAGUUGUUCUUCUGAGUGAUGAGUGCUUGCAUGUAUGCACACAGAUUUUCCCUCCCAUAACAUACCACAGGUAUAUCUGUGUGGUAUUACAAUAUGCUGUGCUUUGGUACAUCCAGACCAGCUAGGAGCUGGAAUCCUCACCUAAGAAUCAGAAUGGGAAUAUGAAAUGAUGCAGUACCAGUCCUGAAUCAAGGUGUUCAGCUGAAAUCUGCCCCUUUUCCUGAUUUCUGGGUAAAAUCUGUAAAAUUUUGAGGAAACUCUGUUGUUUUGUGAAGAUGAGUUUGAUCCCUUGAAGCUCUUCAAAAGUCAAUGUCAGAUGCAAGAGUUCGUGUCGCAUGGAAAUAAAGCUGCUUCUGAGAGUUCAUAGGUGGAUUCUGUAUAAAUUCAGCUCUGAAGGUUGAAAAUGUUAGCCUUAAACUUCACCACACACUGGAUUAGUCAUAACUAUACUUGAAAUACUUUUUUUCCUCCUUGUAUGGCAUAAAUGGAGAUGUACGCACUCUUUUUUUAGUUUUAUAUCUGUUUACAAGAUAUUGGUUCUGAGUGUUCAAUUUAUUCUUAUGUUUUCUGUUUUAAUGUGUACUACUUGUAGAAGAAAUACAGUUGUCAAUGUUUGACUU